AUGCGGGUGCCUCCGCCACGCCAUGCCCUCGUGGCUGUGGUUUCCUUGAUCGCUACCAUUUUCGCGGGCCUGGCAUAUCGAGAGGCGCUGGUUGAGACCAUCCAAUCCAGGUGGAAAUCUCACGAGACUGUUCCGACAUUCAACAGCAUCCUCAUCAAAGACAAGGUCGCAACGAUAACCGACACACUCUUCACACCGCAUCUGAUCCCUCUCAUUCUGUACUACCACGCCGUUCUCGGACCCUCCUGGCCCAUCGUCUUCUUCACCUCCCAGACGACGUACGAUGAGCAUCUCUCGCCCAAUGCUUCAUCCCCAUCCACCUCAGCAACAUGGCGCCGCGCCGUCGACGCGGGCAGCAUUGAAACACGAAUCGUGUCGCCCGAGUUCAACCUGACCACGCGGAAAGGUGUCAAUCUCUACUUCUCCCAUCCCUGGCUGUGGGAGCAGCUCGCGCCUGCAAAGCACGUCCUCGUCUUCCAGGCGGAUGCCAUUCUGUGCGCCAAUGCGGCCCAGACUGUCGAUGACUUCCUCCAGUACGACUUUAUCGGCGCGCCCCUUAACGACACCCGGAAGGUCUACAACGGCGGCCUGUCGCUCCGAAACCGCACCAUGCUCCUCGAAGUCCUGCAUGGGGGAAACGACUGGUGGAAAGAUUGGAAUACGAAAGGCACAGAGUACGGAGGCCACGGCGAGGAUUACUGGAUGAGCGUCAUGAUGCGCGAAAAGGAUGCGAACUUGCCUUCCAUCGAGACGGCGCUUGCGUUCGCCCGACAGCUCCCGUGGCACAUGGAUCGCCCUGGACGGCCCGUCGGCUACCAUCGAGUGUACAAGGAGGACAGGACACGAGUCCCCGAAGCACGAAAAUGGUGUCCUGAGAUUGAUCUAUCAUCUCCCGGGAUGCUCUGA
This is a messenger RNA of Verticillium alfalfae VaMs.102, 906 nucleotides long. RefSeq lists its product as hypothetical. The coding region runs from base 1 to 906 and encodes 301 amino acids. The transcript has a single exon. The record is from RefSeq and is a predicted model, not a curated record. Lineage: Eukaryota; Fungi; Ascomycota; Sordariomycetes; Glomerellales; Plectosphaerellaceae.